This is a messenger RNA of Limulus polyphemus (Atlantic horseshoe crab), 1336 nucleotides long. RefSeq lists its product as uncharacterized. The transcript is spliced from 2 exons. The annotation marks the transcript as partial. The record is from RefSeq and is a predicted model, not a curated record. Lineage: Eukaryota; Metazoa; Arthropoda; Merostomata; Xiphosura; Limulidae.
AACUAAAUCCCCACAAGCUCCGAUUCAGCCUCCCAGACAAUCUAUCAGAGAAAUCUGAAGUAGACAGUCUGAAGAACCCCCUCUCUCCACAAAACUCACUGCAAGAUCCGACUCCAGAGGACGAGAUAAUCAUGUUCACAGCAAAGUCCAGGGUGCACACUCCAAUUCCAGAACUUAAGGAAGAAUCCUCAGACACGAAUACAAAAUGCUCGUCAUGCACACCAGCGACAUCUAGAACAAUAACCGAAACUAUUCUCCCUUGGAAACGUGAAGACGACUGUGUCGGUGAAGACUGUGUUCAAAGACAGAAAGAAUUCCCUCCUUGGAUCGAUAAUAAAGCAUAUCAUCUUUAUACUUCACCACCAAACACAUUUUUGAAAAAACUCCGCCCCACGGAGGAGAAAAAGAGCCAAGACAUCUUCUCCAUUUUUGAGCUCCGCACUAAAUUAAAAGAGAAAUCAGAUGACAACUCGUGCGAAACUGCCAGCCUCAACUCUGUCUGUGAUGAGAACGAGAAAAUAGAUGAAGAAAAUGAGGAGGAUGUUGAAUACAGUGAAGAAAAUGAGGAAUCUGAUGACAACACUAGUGACCCCACAAAUCAUAAUUCUGUUCAUAAUGAAACGGUGAAAGAGGUCGACCAAGAAAAAUUCGUUGACCACGGGCCAAGACCCUACAUUAUCGACUACAGAUAGAAGUCGAGCCAAUGAAAUGGUGUCGACUACAGAUGAAAGUCAAGCCAAUGAAACGGUUAUUGAAAUGCUCGAGGAGGAAGAUAUAACUAAUCAAACCGAAACCAGAUUUUAACAUUUGUUUCUUGUAAUUUUGUUACAUAUACACCUUUUUUUUUCAUAUAUUUUGUUUCUCUGGCAUUUAUUAUUUUGUAAAGAUUUUGGUUUCGAAGCAUUUACUUGUAUAGGUAAUCAUAAAAAAAUUUUAAAUUAUGUUAUGAUAGUUUAUAUUUUUAUCCUUUUAUGUAGAAGAAAAAACUUGGUAACGGUUCAGUGGUAACUUAUUACACUAUAAAUUUGGUAUCGACGUCCACGGCAGAUAUAGCUCACUUGUGUACUUUUGUGCUUUUAGCAACAACCAAACAAACAAAUAAUCCAUGUGCAAAGCUAUGUUUCGUCAGAUCAAUCUUCAUUAUUUUGGCUUUAAAACAGGCAUUCACUGCAGUAAAGCAAGGGAAAGAAUUCAGCAAAUAUGUAAUAGUUGCUAAUUGGUCUUCUUAUACAUUUUUUUUUCCUUCAGAUUUUGCCCUAAUUUGCAAAAUAACUACAACUUUUUAUUUAUUUUGUAUUAACCAUUUAAAGGGAACACUCUUACAACUGAAAAUAAA